This is a messenger RNA of Rhipicephalus sanguineus (brown dog tick), 5320 nucleotides long. RefSeq names its product synapse-associated protein 1 (gene Sap47). The transcript has 8 exons. NCBI's taxonomy places the organism in Eukaryota, Metazoa, Arthropoda, Arachnida, Ixodida, Ixodidae. The coding region runs from base 269 to 1411 and encodes 380 amino acids. Gene Ontology annotation, cellular component: synapse; cytoplasm. The record is from RefSeq and is a predicted model, not a curated record.
GUAACCCUGGCUUGAGCGCGUAGUUAGUGGUGUGCUGACGAUAUCAUCUCCGCCGCCACUUUGGGCUUUAUUUUGUUCCGAACAGCCACUGUUUAUUUACAGCGCAGCGGAAGUGUCAACUGUGUCGUCAAGCUGCGGCAAGAUAUCUCUCUCUUGUUAUACUCUUGUAGUCUCGUAUUGCGUUGGUGACUGCAGCCACUGCAGUCCUGCGGACGGCAGUUCGGGCGAUUCCGCACGCUUAUACCGAGGCUGGGGCUCAACGGGAGACAUGGAUUUCAUUUCUAACAUCUGGAAGAACACGACGAAAGGAGCCGAACCGCAAGCGAAGGCUCCAGAAUCGGCCGAGGGAUCCGAUGCGCCCGACAACAAACCCACCAACGAAGCCGCUACUAAUGAGCCACAAGCACCGUCCAAGGAAAGCGGUGGCGGAGGCAGCGACUCGGGUUCGACGUCAGGACCCGACACAGACGCUCCUCCGACGCCAGAAACGCCGAAACCAGCGGCCAAUGCUGCGCCUUCGAACGACAAGGGACCCAUGGGCGCGGGCAUCUCUAUUCCGCUAGAAAAUGUGUCCCACAAGGCGAUGGAAUCGGCGAAAUCGUUCGGAAGUUUCCUCUAUUCUGUGGCGAACAAGGCUGGAAAAACUGUGCAGGAAACGGCCAAGCAGAUCAAAACAACAGUCGAGGAGAAUAGCAUCCUAGCAGACUUUAAUCGAGAACAAGAGACCUUUGUGAAGGGCAAGCAGAGGUGUGACACUGGGAUCUUACCCUGGGUUGGAUGCGAAGACGAAGAAAAUGUGAAGCAGCAAAUACUGUCCCUCUCGGCUGACAAAAGAAACUUUGUGCGAAGUCCACCAAGUGGAGUUAUGUUUGAGUUUGACAUGGACACCAUGUCUCCCGUCGCCAUGGCCUUGCUUCAGGAGGACGGCAACCUUGAGAAAAUGAGAUUUGAACUUGUCCCAAAAUGGAUUCCUGAAACUGACUUUUGGAGGAACUAUUUCUACCGUGUUUCGCUCAUCAAGCAGUCAACACAGCUAAGCGCACUCGGUCACGGCAAGGGUGCUGGAAGCAGCAGCAGUGGCGACACCUCAUCGGUCUCAUCACAGCAGAGCCCAUCCGACGAAAGCAGCAAACAGAAUUUGGCGGCCGGAGACGACGAUGAGGCACUGGACAGCCCAACCCAUGAGUUUGUUUCGGACACCUUCCAAGGCACCAAGAUCUCCGAGGAGGAGGUUAAGCUGGGUAUGAAACAACUUGGCAUGGGAGACAAAGCAGUGGCAGAUGACGACUGGGAGAAGGAACUCCAGCAAGAGCUGCAGGACUAUGAAGUGGUGGCGACCGACUCGGCCGCACAGGGCGAUGAUCCCGAGUGGGAGAACGAAAUACAGGAGAUGCUGGCAGCCCACAAAUAGGCUUGCCAUGCGCUGCCUUCUUCUUCCAGCCACCUUUUAUCUGGGAAACACAUUCUGGGCCACAGCCGCUACGGCCCCUCCACCAAACGGCACAAGGGCGGGUAAUUCAGGGUGCCCCGACUGUCUGCUGCCACGCUAGUCUCAUUUAUGUUGUGCGUGCAUCUUUUCAGCUUAUGAAUGUGUGUGUGUGUGUGUCUCUGCAGAGUCGCACUGCUUUGUUUGGACCUAGUACACAUUGUGCAGCUUUAAGCGGCAACCACACGUAAUGCACUUCCGAGAUAUUUUCGUCCUGGCAUCGGCCAUCACAGACAUUCAUGUGCGAUGACUGAACUGUAUUGCUGGCCACAGUGCAUGUUACACUGGCUAAAAAGAAUAACCCACACCACACGUUACGAUCUCGAUAACUGAGCAGUUAUCCCACGGCACGCAGUCGACAUUCCGACGCUUGCAGAUAUUGCACCAUAGAAGUGCCAGAAAUAUGCGUGUGAUUGCUGCUUUACGUUUUCGAUUAUCGAAGAGUCUCGAUAAUUGGCUUCGAGCAUGCUACAUUCUCUGUAGCACCGUCUUUUGCCGCGAAGCAGCUAAGAUAUCGAAAGUCUGCAUGAGCCUGUUUGUCAGUGUGGUUGUCGUGGUACCUUGCACUGGAGAGUGCCGCAAGAUUCUAAGACCGCGGUACUCCUUGGUGCCAUGGGGGUACCACUUCUUGUGUGUGAACUAGGUUCCAAAUUUUUGGCAGUACCGCUCUUCUUUUCUUGCCUUCUCUCCAUGAGCUGUGUUGUGGGCACAAAACACGAAGACUGUCUUCCAGUCGCUCAUUAAGAAAAAGAAAAAAAAAACGUCUUUAGGAGCAAGCUAUAGCAGACAGUUUAGAGAGGUCAGCAAAGCAGCUUGUUGUAGAAGCUUGUGUAGUGAAUGGAAAAGUUCGCUGUUUAGUGACCUUGGUUCGUAUUGAAGCAAUUAUGUCUAUGCCGCUGUGAACUAGAGGUCGAUUGGAGUAAUUUCCUCUCUUCUGUUUUGUAUGUUGUGUUUGAUCCUUUAUGCUAUGUACCCAGAGCUUUCGUCAUGUCCAUUUACCGCGAGAAAGAACUAUAUAAAGCGCCUGUGAUGCACAGAUGUGAGUGUCUGUAUGUAUGUUAGAGUUGUUAAUGAAUUCCUCGGUGGUUAUUUCUUGUUUUUUUAUUAUAUAUACAUAUAUAUAUGUAAGCAGAUAUCUUUAAUUGAAACAGCCUUCAUUCUGACACCCUCUGUUUGGUGUUGUUUUCAUCACACUCGUCGUAUGUCACAUAGUCAGCUGAAUAAAGCUUUUCUUUUCUGAUGUAUGGCACAUGUUAUAAACCUAGCACUACCAAGGGCCCAGCUGCAUAGCUCGCAUGAAACAAACUAUGAGACACACCUGCAUUGAUUUUGCUGCAUAUCGUCUAUGUUAAGCUUGAAAGCACCCAUAAGUGAAACUAUUUCGUAGACCUCUGUUUGGUUUCUCGGAGAUGGAACUAUCUUCAUACUUUACGUGGAAAACUAAUUUCUAAAGCUUCUCCUCCUUUUCUUUUAUGUUUUUUUUUCCCCACAUUUGUCCCAAACAGACCCGGUAACUCUCUGAGAUGUGCAAUGUGUCUGGUGUCAAAGAACAUCGCCUAGCAUAUCUUUUCUGACAAGAGUGUUUGACUGUCAAAUGCUGCCUAUGACACACUUCCGCAACCUGCCCAUCCUUUGUGUUGGUAGCUGUGCCAAUGUGGAGUGGUGUCACUCGCUCCGGCCAACAUUGCUUUCAGCGUGACUUUCGAGACUGGUGCGUCGUGACACCCGAUCUCGGAGCCCAUGGUUUAACCACAUCCAGUCGCUUUUGGGAUGUUUGUUUUCAGUGCUGGCCGGAGGCACUGCUUAGUCACGAUAUCUCAAGGAAUCUGACAGUCAUCCGUAGUGUUUUAUUGCUAAGUCACAGCAAACACAAAAAAUGGCAGGCAAGGCAAAGUGUGCUUUAAUCUAACAAUUCUAGGCUCCAUACAGAUAGUGCGGGGGUAUAACUUGGCUCAAGCGCUCAAUUUGUUAACAUUUUUUUACACUACGCUCUCGGUUUGAAGGUUAAAGAACAUUUUUCUUUCUCUAUGCAUACCGAAUGUUUGUACGUUACCAUAUUGAUGUGAAUUUCCUUUACAGCCAGUGGGAAGCAUGAGACUAGAUGCUGUGCUUAGGAGGGCUUAUUUUUGUUCCGCUCGCUUAUUUGCACUGAUAUAAUGCAUUAACACUGUCAACCCACUGCCCUUGCAUUUCUUGCGUUGGUGUAUGGCAUGCUAAACCACCAGGCAUGUAAGCCGCACAGGAGAGAAAAACCAAUUAAUGCACUAGCAAAAAGGCAGGCUUGCACGCAUUGAAGUGGUUGACAGUCUGCGAGGACAAAGAGUGGUUUCGACAAUUCCAUCUUGUACUGCGCUGCAUGUUUAGACGGGUGUCGACAUCUGUGAACGCUUGAGCACUGUGCCAACUUGAAAGGCUAAUUUCCUUUGCGAUUGUAGUAAUUUCUUUUCCCAGAAGUCUAAAGUUAACAGUUGUAUCUGCCACAGUGGCAUACUCGCACAAAUUCUUCAGCGCUGUCACCGGCCUGCAUUGUAUCAAAAGCUGCGUUUGAAGUGACAUGGCUAGAGGAGGUAGCCAAGCCAGCUUUUGCCUGAAAUGACCGAGGAGAAUGGACGUGGAAAGAUCUGUUAGAGACGUAAACGCACGCCUCUCUUUCUUCUUUCGCGUUGCGUUUCAGCGACAUUUCGUAUCGAGAGGAGACUCCUUGGAGUGUGGGAAACAUGGUGUCGCGGUUGUGGUAAUGUCAGCCAUCCUGCAGUGCAGGUUACUCGUUCAUUACGUAUAGAGGGGCCCACAGAUUAUUGUUGAUUGAAGCGCUGGGACCUUGGCGUCGUCUGCACGGCGUGAGGAAAAAAACUGCCAGGUUGCAGAGGUCUGGUUUUGGGCCAUGAUAUAGAUAACGCACCUGUGUGAGCGGUUUGUCAGAGCAGCUUCUACGUCAUAAUUUACAGAAAGGCGGGCCUCGUAGUGCGAUAGAUUGCGCGUGACCUUGAAUGUAUUUGCCGAUGGCAGCGAACACCUCUUCAAGGUAUACCUGUUCAAAAUGACUACAUGGUACCUUCCAUUGGAUGUUAAAUGCCUAGUGUCGAUUUGCAAGAGCGAAUGCCUUUGAACAUGGCACCUUCUCCUAGCAGUCAUGUAUACUACCUGUACAUUUAAAUGUUUUAAACAGAUAUCACGUUGAAGCCUGUAUACUGCGAAUAGUCUAUGCUUGGUUUCUUCCUCGCUGAGUCGCUUAAUCCCCGUAGCGUCAAUGGGGGUCCUUUCUUUCGUAGAGUCUGCUCGGGCAUGUUUCUUUUUUCCACGUUGCUUGGGCGUGUGUUUAAAGUGUUGAAUACACACCAUAUAUAUGCCACAAGAGUCGAAGAAUUACUGUUCUUUUCCAUACCCAAUAGAAGGAGCAGCAAAAUCUUCCAGCGCGAAUUUUUAAAUACUAGAAGGCCAGUGAAGUGUAGAAUUGCAUGUAGUAGUACAAUCCAAGAAAGAAUAACAGACAGUUGUGGAGGUAUCCACUUGAAGCUGUUUGUAUUGGUUAUGUACCUUAAUAAGUAACAAUUUCCAGCAGUAUUGGCACUAUGCCCACAUAACAUGAAGAGCUGUGAAAAAUUAGCAAGUGUCAUGCGACACUUAACCUCUAGCAAAGAAGGUAAAUGCCUACUUCUACUGUAUGUACUCGAUACUGGGUAGGAAUAUUGUGUUUAAACAUUCCUGUUUGCUUUGUCGGGUUUUUAACACUUGACUGGAUGUGUAUAUGCUGCUGUUAGACUUUGUGCAAUGAAUGUACCAAUGUUUAUAAAUGGGAUCAUUGCAGGUGGCCCUAUAAAAGAGUGUCCCUGU